Messenger RNA from Electrophorus electricus (electric eel), 1069 nucleotides. It is a transcript of the gene myl6, whose product is annotated as myosin, light chain 6, alkali, smooth muscle and non-muscle. Gene Ontology annotation, molecular function: calcium ion binding; structural constituent of muscle. NCBI's taxonomy places the organism in Eukaryota, Metazoa, Chordata, Actinopteri, Gymnotiformes, Gymnotidae. The record is from RefSeq and is a predicted model, not a curated record. Gene Ontology annotation, cellular component: myosin II complex.
GUUGAAGCUAAAUGGAUGACGUCACGCAUAUAUUAUUCUGCUGCUGUGUGUCGGCGGAAUUCGCGCAAGGCUUCAACAUUCUGCGAACCCCCGCUUGCACCACUUCAGCUCUUAGCCGUCGCAAUGUCUGACUUCACGGAGGACCAGAUCGUUGAGUUUAAGGAGGCCUUCCUCCUCUUUGACCGGACAGGAGAUGGAAAGAUCUGCUAUAGUCAGUGUGGGGAUGUGAUGCGUGCUCUGGGCCAAAACCCAGUCAAUGCUGAAGUCCUCAAAGUGCUCGGAAACCCCAAGGCUGAAGAGAUGAACAUUAAGAUGCUGGACUUUGAGCAGUUCCUGCCCAUGCUCCAGGCCAUCGCCAAGAACAAGGAGCAGGGCUCGUUCGAGGACUUUGUGGAGGGGCUGCGGGUGUUUGAUAAGGAGGGCAACGGCACAGUGAUGGGUGCAGAGUUGCGUCACGUCCUCACCACGCUGGGUGAGAAAAUGACAGAAGAGGAGGUAGAGACACUUUUGGCAGGACAUGAGGAUGCCAAUGGUUGCAUCAAUUAUGAAGCCUUUGUGCGCCACAUCAUGGCCGGCUAAGUGGAGGGUACGCAUGAACUCGUAAGGAUGGUCAUGAGCGGCUGAAGAUGUCAAAAGAUGAAGAUUUUAUGUUUAUUUUCCCCCUUUGUUUUUUUUUGUCAGUUUCUGUUUGUCCAUAGCUGCAUUUAUUAUUUUGUUUUUCUUAAGUGCCUUUGAUAUGUUUAUCAUUCCUGAAACAUCUACUGUAUCUCUUUCCAGGGAUGUUUCUGAAUGUUGAUUCCCCUAAAUCAUCCAAUGUGUUAAGACGAGUCAUUACAGGCAUUAUAUUCCACUCACACCAAGACAUUCCCAUCCUUUCAGUCCAGCCAGUCCUUAGUCUUCUCACCCAGUCACCGUGUUUUCUACUGUAACCACUGUCACUGUAAACAGGGGUAGGGUGACCAUGUUGAUGUCCAAAACAAUCAUCUUUUUAGUAGCUGACUUUGCGUCCCUCCCUCAUUAUAUUGUAUUGUUCAAGUGUAAAUUAAUAAAUACUCAGAGGUUUCAAAAA